GUUUAGCCGACUGUCAGCAUCACAAUCAACACACACAGCUAGUCAACAUUUCAAGCCCACGCAGGGUUUCGCGAGCAUGUCCUCGUCAAUCCAGGAGGCCGAUUGCCGGGAGAUCGUCACAGGACUCAGGCAGUAGUGCAACGGAACCUGUACCAUACCGAAAUUCAUGCCAAAGCCCAGAGUACUACAAAUGAUGGGGCCCCGCGCUACAAAAGGCUGCGCACUGUGCAGAACGAGCUUUUGGACGUGGCGGCGCCCGUUCCUCGAUCUUCCAGGGACCUCUACACAAGCGAGGGUAGCCGGAUAUUGAUCAUGAAGCGCCUGUCGCUCUCGUCAUGUCUGCUAUACCUGCUUGCACUCCGCAGCCAUGAGGUCACUGCUGUUGCCAUACGCAGAUCACCGACUUUGCAUGACCGGGCACUCGAUCCAUACACAUUACCGCAGAACGACUCCAGCUCCCUGACGAGGUCACUGGACAUCACGACGAAACAGCUGGGCUAUCUGUAUGGUCCACCCGUCGCCGGCGGACCUUACUUUCCUACCGGUGUCUUGGGCCUGGCCAAGGUUGCGGCCGACCAGGUAGAGAUUCAGCUCGACGAGGCGCCUGUACUUGCGGCCACUGCUGUUGAUGCGGCAGAUAGUACGCUAUCCGUUCUCCAGUACAAGGGCUUGAAGACCUUGGACGACUACACUCUGCUGUACGACGGCCAUUGGAAGACCUUCCUCCCGCAUGGCCCGGUCCCGGGGAUCCUGACGAACUACACCCAAGACCUGCUGUUCUCCAUGGAGCGCCUGUCGCUGAGCCCGUACCAGGUGAGAAGGCUCAAUCCGUCCUCGGAUACGUUGCAGUUCACCAUCGACGACGAUGUUGCGACAAACAUCACGGGCAUGACGCUCCAAGAACUGCUCGACGCCGGCCGUCUCUUCUAUGCCGACUAUCGAGAUCAGAAGAACCUCACACCGACCGAUCGACAUUCGGCCGCAUGUGAUGCCUUCUUCUACAUCAAUCAGACGUCCAGCGACUUCUUGCCGCUGGCCAUCCGCACCAACGUAGGAUCAAACCUCAUCUACACGCCAAACGACGAGCCGGACGACUGGCUGCUCGCCAAGAUCAUGUACAAUGUCAACGACUUCUGGUAUGCGCAAUGGAACCAUCUUGCCAGCACCCACGAAGUCGUGCAGAUUGCCUACCUGGCCGCCAUCCGCACUCUGAGCGAUGAACACCCCGUCCUUGCUUUGCUGAAUCGUAUCAUGUACGAGGUCUACGCCAUCCAGCCACUGGCCGCAACUCUUCUGUUCCUCCCCGGCGCAGUUGUCGAUCAGGUCUUCGCGUACACGGGCAUCUCGGCCCAAGAGUACUCCACCGAUUUAUACAAGAACGGCGGCAGCGGCCGCUUCGAGUCGAAUUACUUCAUGACCGACCUCGAGACUCGUGGACUGGUCAAUUCCGACUUCGGCCCUGCGUUGACGAGCUUCCCUUUCUACGAAGAUGCUUCAACGAUCUACAAGGCCAUCCAUGCCUUCAUGACAUCUUUCGUCGAUUCAUACUACUCCAAAGACUCGGAUGUUGUGGCCGACAAGGAAAUUCAAGCGUGGGUGAAGGAGGCCCAAGGCCCAGCUGAAUGCAUCGACUUCCCUUCCAUCACGACGAAGAGCGCCCUUGUUGAUGCUUUGACGCACAUGGCCCAUCUCGCCUCGACAUCGCACCAUACCAUCAACACCAACGAGCUGAUCUCGGUCAGUUCGACCCUGCCGUUCCACCCGCCGUCGUUGUACCAGCCACCGCCCACGUCCAAGGGGGCCACGGACUUGGCGCAGUAUCUGCCGCCGCUCGUCAAGGUCGAGGAGCAAUUCUCUUUCGCGACCCUUUUCGCGCGCCCGUUCUUCGUCGGCACGGAUCGUACGCUGAUGCACAUGUUUGACGACGCCGCGAUGCUGGGCCGGAUGAACAACGUCACGCAAGGCGCCGCGGCCACGUUCUUGGCCAGUAUGCAGGCCUUCAGCAAGCAGGUCGCGGCGCGGACGUUCGAUGAGAAUGGCUUGUCCCAGGGCAUGCCGUUUGUGUGGCAGGCGCUGGAUCCGAAUGUGGCGCCUUAUUCUAUUACUUCUUGAUAUACUUAUACUAUUUCCGGACACGGAUCUCGACUAUUUUGUACUCCGUACGGAGGGAUGAUUACUACUUUAUGGAAUGUCAUUCGAAAACUUUACGGGAGUAAUUCUUGGUCAAUUCUGUCCUGAACUUGGUUCUCAGAUAUAAUUUUACUGAGCAUGAGAAUAUCGUGGAUGUACAGUACCAUCAAAAUAGUACAAGUUGCAUCAUCCGUACCCCCUUACAGGUAUGUAUAUGUAUAUAUGGUGGAAGCUCGUUCCAAUGGUGUCAUGCGUGCCAGCUUGCAUGCUCAACAUUUCGCUGCAGAAGAAGCAUCAUUGCACCGAGACCUCAGACC
Exophiala xenobiotica is the source of this 2447-nucleotide messenger RNA. RefSeq lists its product as uncharacterized. Bases 313 to 2112 code for a protein of 599 amino acids. The transcript has 2 exons. NCBI's taxonomy places the organism in Eukaryota, Fungi, Ascomycota, Eurotiomycetes, Chaetothyriales, Herpotrichiellaceae. Gene Ontology annotation, biological process: lipid oxidation. The record is from RefSeq and is a predicted model, not a curated record. Gene Ontology annotation, molecular function: oxidoreductase activity, acting on single donors with incorporation of molecular oxygen, incorporation of two atoms of oxygen; metal ion binding.